Messenger RNA from Ostrinia furnacalis (Asian corn borer), 4485 nucleotides. RefSeq names its product integrator complex subunit 6 (gene IntS6). The transcript is spliced from 17 exons. Gene Ontology annotation, cellular component: integrator complex. The record is from RefSeq and is a predicted model, not a curated record. The coding region runs from base 268 to 3324 and encodes 1018 amino acids. Gene Ontology annotation, biological process: snRNA 3'-end processing. Lineage: Eukaryota; Metazoa; Arthropoda; Insecta; Lepidoptera; Crambidae.
AAUCAAACUGGCAACAUUAUUGCUAGGAUACGAGUUUUGCCGAACGUUUUUCUAUUGGAUGCCGAGAAUAGCCGAACGAAUGAUUAGGUCACGUGGUACUUUUGGAGUCUUCGUGGCGUAGCUUGUUCAGCUGCUCGUCGAAGCGGCUGUCGGACGGUCGCCUCUCAGCGAGUCGGCGUACAAUGUAGCGGCCAUUUUUGUUCUUUAGUUCAUUUUAGCGUGCGCAUAUUUUAAUGUCUUUAGAAGGAUAUUCAGGCAAUUAUCACGAUGACUAUAAUAGUCUUUUUAAUAGAUACGUCUGCUUCUAUGAACCAAAGAGCUUAUUUGGGCGGACGCCCAACGUUGCUCGAUGUAGCCAAGGGCGCUGUGGAAACGUUCGUGAAGGUUCGUCAGCGGUCUCCCGAAAGCCGAGGCGACAGAUAUAUGCUUCUUACUUUCGAAGAGCCACCCGCGAACAUCAAGGCAGGCUGGAAGGAGAAUUUAGCGACAUUUAUUAAUGAAUUGAAGAAUUUACAAUGCCUUGGUCUCACUACUAUGGGUGCAGCUCUGAAACAUGCUUUCGAUGUCUUGAAUAUAAAUCGUAUGCAGACUGGAAUCGAUACAUAUGGCCAAGGCAGAUGCCCCUUUUACUUGGAACCAUCUGUUAUAGUUGUUAUAACGGAUGGAGGAAAAUUAUCAAGUAAUGCUGGCAUUCAGGAAGAAUUCAAUCUGCCUAUGAACUGCCCAAUACCUGGGUCCGAACUGACCCGAGAACCAUUCCGAUGGGACCAAAGACUUUUCUCACUGGUGCUUCGUCUGGCUGGUACACCUGCAGUGGAGAGGGAUACUGGACUGGUGCCUUCAGACUCGUCGCCCAUUGAUGCCAUGUGUGAAGUUACUGGUGGCCGAUCAUACUGCAUCACCUCACACCGCAUGUUGAUGCAGUGCAUUGACAGCUUGGUGCAGAAAGUGCAGAGCGGCGUCGUCAUCAACUUCGAGAAGAUUGGCCCCGACCCGCCGCCCAUAGAUGGAGGGAACAAUAGGGAGGGCGAGCAGGGCGACGAUAUGAACCACGAUAUCGAUAAGGAGAUGGAGGGAGACAGCGAGAGGAAUGGGCGCUGGAACGGUGGCCCGUACCAAACGGGGAUGCCCCCGAACCAAGGCCAGAGUGCACCGCAGGCGUGGCACUCCUGUCGGCGGCUCAUCUACGUGCCCCGCACGGUCGCUCAGAAGGGAUUCGCAGUUGGCUUCUGGCCCAUACCGGAGUCUUUUAGGCCAGACCCGAAUGCGCCCGCUUUGCCACCUCGCUCGGCGCACCCAGUAGUCAAGUUCACUUGUUCGAGCCAGGAGCCGAUGGUGAUUGACAACUUGCCUUUUGACAAGUACGAGUUGGAGCCUAGUCCUCUGACGCAGUUCAUCCUAGCGAGGAAACAGCCGACCAUCUGCUGGCAGGUGUUCGUCGCGAACAGUGGUUGCAAGAAUGCCGAAGUGAACCAUCCCUUUGGUUACCUGAAAGCUUCAACCAACCUGACGUGUGUGAACUUGUUUGUGCUGCCGUACAACUAUCCAGUGCUGUUGCCUUUACUGGACGAUCUAUUCAAGGUGCACCGCUGCAAACCGACGCCGGAGUGGAAACUGGCCUUCCAGCAGUAUCUGGAUAGGAUGCCGUCGUACUAUAUAGCGAAUUCCACGUUUCAGCCCCUGCGCAGAGCUUUAACGAAAAUGGGUGCGUCAGCGCCACUUCUUCAGAGCCUCAUUCCAGACAUGCAAGACAACACGCUCAGUUUCUCAGUACUGAACUAUUUGAAAAGACUGAAGAAUCAAGCUAAGAUUGAAUUCGAGAAGCUGUGCGCUGACGUCAUAAACAAGUCUUCCAGUAACAAUGUUCAGAAGAUAGCAGAAAGCGUCCGUGUGAUGCCGCGUUCCCCGCUCAAAAAGGACUUGACCACGCAUCCGUGUCUUCAAGACAAAUUCACAGCGCUGAGGGAUCAGCUCAACGAAUUUGGCGGCUUCGUAGUGGGACUCUCGCGGGGACGGCAUAAGACACAAGUGCACACGUAUAGGAACCCCUUCGAUAUACAGAGGAGGGACUUGUUGGAUCAGGUUGUGCGAAUGCGAGCAAACUUCCUGCAACCAUCGCUAGCGCACACGCGUUUGGUAGACGAGGAUAGUCUCCAUACCAUGCCGGUGGCACAGAUGGGCAACUACCAGGAGUAUCUCAAGCGCAUGACGCCGCAACUAAGGGAGCUCGAGUCGCAGCCCGUGCGGCAACACAUGUUCGGCAACCCGUUCAAGAUAGACAAGCGAAUGAUGGUCGACGAGGCGGACGUUGACCCAGUGAGCGCCGUCAAAAGCGGCGGCGGGGGCGGCGGCGCGGGGGGCAAGCGGGGAUCAGAGACCCCUCGCAACAUGCCGCCGAAGAGGAAAGUGGGGCCGUUGCCCGCGCACUUUGUGGCGCGGCGGCCGUCGUCGCCGGCGGUGUCGACGCCGCCGGUUUCGCCGGCGCCGCCGGUUACGCCGCCGCCCGCCGCUCCGUUGUCCCCGGUUACAAUGAGGCGGCCGGUGUCGCCUCAAGCGCCGGUACCCUCGGAUCUACCCUCUGGAAGGCCACCCGAGGAGCCUCCAAACGUGGAUACCGGCGGGCCGGUCGGCGGGCCCGCACCUCCCACUCCCCCGCCGCCGGCAGCCGCGCCGGCAAACCUACCGCCUGUUAUCAAGCCCUUUCUCAAUGGAGACGCGUACACAACCAUGGGCAGUAAGAUGCCGCGGUCUCCGUCGCCGCCCACCAUCGCAGCGCCGAUCAUUCAUGUGCCUGCGCAUGAUUCCCAGGAGCUGCAGAUCAACGCCAUCUUACAAGGCGUGGCCGCCGAAAACAACGCCCACUCGCGCCCGCCCAAGCGGAAACGGAAGGAGUUGCAGAUCAACGCCAUCUUACAGAGCUUGGCUGCCGAGAACAACGCCCACUCGCGUCCGCACAAGCUGAAACGAAAGCAUAGCCCGAACAAGCCGCCGCCACCGCCGCUGCCGCCGCAGCCGUCGCGCAAGGAGCUAGCUGAUAUCAAGAAGCACAAUCUGGACGUGCGAUCCGAAGUGUUCCGGGCGAUACGACGUCCCGGGAGAGAUUUCUCAAAACUGUUCGAACACUUAAAACAAUUGAAAGGUGGUGUGGAUACUAAAAAAGAAGUGUUACGUGAUGUGAUAAACGAGUCGCUAAGGUUUAAGAGGAAGGCGUUGGCCAAACUGCUUGAGGACUUUCUGGCCGGUCUCGAUAAGAACGGCAGUAGUGCGGUCAACAUCAAGCGGGUGGCUAAUUCUUUGAACAACUACGCGAAUAACCACAGCUAGUGGUGUGCCCCACCCCAAGACAUUAAGGUAUCGAAUACCGAAAUAAAGUGGAAGCUCAAUUUGUGAAGUGCGGUGGUCGAUUUUACAGGAUCCGUCGUAAAUGAUUGCGUCUCAAACCAACCGCGAAAAUGUGUUCCUUUUAUCUGUCGCAUUGUCUUCAUCUAAUAAACUGUAGCUUUUAUAUGGUUAAGCUUUUAUUGACUCAAAAUGUUACGCAUAAAUUCCUUGAUCAACUUGAAAAUGGGUUUCCUGAGAUUUGUAUUAGGUAUUUUUGUAAUGAAGCAUGUUUGAUAUUACGGUUUCUCCAUACUUAGUUUUAUGGUUGACAAGUGAAACCAAGUGACGCGAAGUCAGCCUGUUCUACUUUAAGUACUAGUGCAAUAAACAUUUCCAAAAAGUAACCAGUCAUCUCCAGUAUAUAAUUUUAGUAUGUGAUACGUAUUUUUAUUUAUUGAUCGAUUAUUAAAUGCGAUGUUGAUUCUUGCAAUUGUAACUGUUUUCGCGGUUACCCAUAUUGAAAAUGCUUUAAUACUGUGUGAAAAGGGUAGAUUUUAUCCGUUGUAUAAUGUAUGUUGAUUUAGUACGUAAUAUUUGCCUUGUGAUUCUGAUUGUUCAACAUUACAAUAAAUCGAUAUACAUAGAUAUUAAAUGUACUUAUCGGUGUUUACCUUCAUGUUUUCCUUGUAAAGUCUCUAAAUGUCGAUAUCCUUGUUUUUAAAUGACGAAUACAGAAUAUCACAAUCGCAGCAUGGCGUACUAAUGAGUACUCUAUAAACCAUUAUCGAAUAAUUUUAAUGAUACUUGAAUUUGUCCGCCAUAAAUAUGAAUAACUUAAAUACUUGGUUAUCGGUAGUUAUCGGUAGUUAUCAGCGAUAUGCUAGUAUUUCGGACGUGAUUUCCUCCCAUAACGUUCGAGAACAAUGGCGGUCAAAUAGAGUAGCAAUAUGAAUAAUUGUUUACAAUAAUUCAAAAUCACAUCUCAAAUGGAUCAUAUCAUAAUAUAAGUUUCAAAGCAUUUAUUUGUAUUCACGCAUCGGAAAUUUACAUUUUACUGUCCGACCUCAGUGUUAGUGGAAUGCGUCACUCUCUGUUGUGAGUGUUGAUGAUAUUAGGGUUCUGUAGUCAAAGUGGAUAUUUUUUCGGUUCUGGAAAUUCUAUCGA